Messenger RNA from Labeo rohita (rohu), 5895 nucleotides. RefSeq names its product tetraspanin 17 (gene tspan17). Lineage: Eukaryota; Metazoa; Chordata; Actinopteri; Cypriniformes; Cyprinidae. The transcript is spliced from 8 exons. The coding region runs from base 408 to 1220 and encodes 270 amino acids. Gene Ontology annotation, biological process: protein maturation; protein localization to plasma membrane; regulation of vascular endothelial growth factor signaling pathway. Gene Ontology annotation, cellular component: membrane. The record is from RefSeq and is a predicted model, not a curated record.
UGAGCUCCUGAGUGCAGUGUCGCGCUUCUCUCUUCUGAAUUGUUAGAUUGCUGUGGAUUGUUUUCCUCGGGACAUUCACAACAAGGUUAAAAUACAAAACACAUCUCAUGACACCAAUUCAAAGCGUUUGGGGUUUAUCAGGGGGGACCCGGAGCAUUCAUUUCCCCACCCAUUUAACUCCUCAUCCGUUGUUUAUAUGUUGAAGAACUGAAGAAUAGAUUCAGCUCAGGGGAAAAAGCGUUUGUUGAUGCUGCAUUGUUGUGAUUUGCGAUGUAUUGCUGGUUCGCAGCCUCUUCGGCUGAAAUAUAGAUGCAUGAAUCGUUUUCGAGUCGUAUUUUUGCCGAUCCGUUUAGUUUUCCACAGCUGAUCGUUCAAUCAACACAACAGCGUUAGCUGGCCUGGACAAAAUGAGCAGAAAACAGCAUCAUUUUAAAGGAGCAGAGGUCAGCUGCUGUGUUAAAUACUUCUUAUUCGGAUUCAACAUCAUAUUUUGGUUGCUGGGAGCUGCAUUCCUGGGUAUUGGACUUUGGGCCUGGGCAGAAAAGGCAAUGCUGUCAAACAUUUCCUCCAUCACAGAUCUGGGCGGUUUCGACCCUGUCUGGCUCUUCAUUGUUGUAGGAGGGGUGAUGUUCAUCCUCGGAUUUGCCGGAUGCAUCGGUGCACUCCGGGAGAACACGUUCCUGCUCAAAUUUUUUUCAGUGUUUUUGGGCCUCAUCUUUUUCCUGGAGCUCACAGCUGGUAUUUUAGCCUUUGUGUUUAAAGAUUGGAUUAAAGACCAGCUGAACUUCUUCAUCAACAACAAUGUUAAAGCGUAUCGGGAUGACAUUGACCUCCAGAACCUCAUUGACUUUGCUCAAGAAUAUUGGUCGUGCUGUGGUGCUCAUGGGCCGAAUGACUGGAACCUGAACAUCUAUUUCAACUGCACCGACUUCAACCCCAGCCGGGAAAGGUGUGGUGUUCCCUUCUCCUGUUGCGUCAAAGACCCUGCUGAGGAUGUCCUGAAUACACAAUGUGGCUAUGAUGUGCGGCUUCAAGGGGAGUUGGAUCAGCAGAAGUACAUUUAUACAAAGGGCUGCGUGGGGCAGUUUGAAAAGUGGCUUCAGGACAAUCUGAUCGUUGUUGCUGGGAUUUUUGUGGGGAUCGCAUUAUUACAGAUUUUUGGCAUAUGUCUGGCUCAGAACCUGGUGAGCGACAUCAGAGCGGUCAAAGCCAACUGGUGACCCACUGCAGCGAGCGACAGGUGACAGUGACCUCUGAUUAUUGCAGAGAGCUAGUUGCAAAUCAGCACUGUUUACACACCACUGAGCUGGGAAAUUCCGCCCUUUUAACCCCACAGACAUUGUAUGUUAGCUGACUUUACAAAACAGACUGCCCAUGAUUUUUUUCUUUUUUGUCAUUUCUUAUCUGAAAACAAGCUCUUACGGAGACUAUCCUGAAGGAGCUUAACGUGAGAUGUCACAUCAAGAUCAAGCUAUCUGCGAUCUCGCAGCUGUCUCUUGAUCGAACGCUAUUUUCGUUUGCCCUUAUUAAAACGUUCGCCAGACUCUCCUCCGUGAUGUCAAGUGGAGGGUGUUUUCAUUAACCUGUGGAUGACUUUCUUAUAGAGAAACACACAAAUCAACCACUGGGACUGGGACAGAGGAGCCAUGAACUAAACAAAGCCUUACAGCGGUGCAUUUAACUAUACACUUGUGUGGCUUUUUACACAAUGUUCUGUCUGUCAGUCAUUCGAGCCGACGGACGCUAGGACUCUUACCUCUGAUUGGCCCUCUGUUGCACAGGGCGGCCAAUUAGAAUGACGUACUUGAUCAUUACACAUAAUGCAUUUAUUUUUGUGAGUUCUACCACUACUGUUGGGGAGGAGGUGGAAAAACGUUCUGUUAUUUGUCUGUAUAGCUAUGUUUUAUUAAUUUUCUCGUUUUUUUUGGUUCUCUGUGAGUAUAAAUCGACUUAACCGCUUUCCCAGACUUGCUUAUGAAUCUUUGUUUUCGCUAGAUAGUGAUAUGCUGUAGUGACACUAAUAAUGUAUUAUUAUAAAUAUGAUGCUGCUUUAACUCAUAGAAGAUAUACAUUGCUAUACUAACCAACUGAACUUUUUAUAGAAAUCACACGGUAUACAUUCCCUCUGGGAAAUGCUUCAGAUCACGCAGAGUGCGCUGCGAAUGAAUCUGAUGUGAGUGCACAUGAGGUGGACAGUGUGUAUGAUCACAUGCCUUAUUGAGCCCUAUAGAGAUGGUGGCAGAAGCUGACAGUUACACAGCACAUGGACCUUUAGGAAGGCUUUUUUUUACUGUUCAGUCUCUCUUGCUCGCACCAUAUGCAUGCAGUCAUCUAUUACAGAAAUGCAUGGCAAUGCAGACCUUUUUAAACACAUGCACACACAUGCGUGUGUGAAUGUGUGUCCGUUCCAUUAUGAAUACCAUACCAGUGUGUUUUCACCUAGCUGUGUUAGUACACCUGUGUACACCUAGUAUGUGUCUGCAUCGAGUCACAACCUUAACGCUAAUAAUGUGCAAAGUGAGAUAAAUGAUGUGCUGCCGACUGCGUAUGUAGAACGUGCUCGGAUGGUUUCAGCAGUGGAGUGUCAUGUCAGCCAGACUGAUCUGAUUGAUCCAUUUAAAAAGCUUUGCUCUGUUUCAAGGGUCUGUGUAACCCUGUGUUAUCAGAGCAAAUAUGUAAAAUGUGAGAUUUCUCUUCUGUGGUCUUUUUGAGAGAUAUAUAGUGUAUAUAAAAGGCAAAUCUUUUAUGCAAAUGCAAGAUUACAUGCUGAAGAUAAUGUUUAUCCUCCUUUUUGUGCACACAAAUCGAUGACUCAUGAAAAGCUAUCAAGAACAUGUCCAGGUUGCAUUUCAGUAUCAUGAAUAAAAGAAAAAAUGGGAAAAUAUAUUGCUUAAAGAAAGUGAAGCACAUUUACUCCCAAAUUCUCAUUAACAUAAUAAAAAAGAUAUAUAUAUAUAUAACGAUAUAUUAUUUAAUUUAUAAAAUAUUUAUACAUAUGAUGAUAUUUUGUUGUAUUUAAAAGUAAAAUCUUUGAAUUACUGUAAUACAGAAAGAAAUUAAUGAAUCCAAAUAAAGAGAAUUAAAAUAAUUUUAGUAUUAUGGAAGCCUGUUUCCGCCAUGAAUAAAAAGUAAAAAAGGUAAUUGCGACUUUAUCUCACAUUUCUGACUUUUUACUAUAUCAGCAAUUGUGACUUUAUAAUACACAAUUGCAAGUUAAGUCAGAAUUGUGAGAUAGAAACUCGCAAUUCUGAGAACAUACCAGUUUUUUUUUCCCCCUCAAAACUGGACUUUAAAACUCACAAUUGCAAGAAAAAAGUCAGAAUUGCAAGAUACAAACUUACAAUUACAAGAAAAAGUCAAAAUAGUGAGUUUUUAUCUUUAUCUAGUUUCUAUUGCAAUUCUGAGAAAAAAGUCAGAAUUGCAAGGUGCAAAGUCACAAUUGCAAGAAAAGUCAAAAUUGUGAAUUGUGACUUUAUUACUCACAAUUCUUACUUUAUAUUUCACAGUUCUGACUUUAUUUCUCAGAAAUACAAGUUUAUUUCUGAGAAUUGUGAGUUUAUAUCUCACAGUUCUGACUUUAUAACACACAGUUCUGAGUUUAAAUCACAAUUCUGAAAAAAUAAAGUCAGAAUUGCGAGAAAAAAGUAAAAAUUGUGAAUUCUGACUUUAUUUUUCGCAGUUGUACGUUUUUAUCACACAAUUCUGAUUAAAAAAUGUCGGAAUUGUGACUGUAUCUUAAAAUUCUGACUUUAUAUCGCACAAUUCUGACUUUAUUUCUCAGAAAUACGAGUUUAUUUCUGAGAAUUGUGAGUUUAUGUCUCACAGUUCUGACUUUAUAACACAAAGUUAUGAGUUUAAAUCACAAUUCUGAGAAAAAAAGUCAGAAUUGCUAGAUACAAAGUCACCAUUGCCAAAAAAAGUAACAAUUGUGAAUUCUGACUUUAUUUCUCACAGUUGUACGUUUAUAUCACACAAUUCUGAGAAAAAAUGUUGGAAUUGUGACUGUAUCUUAAAAUUCUGACUUUAUUACUCGCAAUUCUUACUUUGUAUCUAACAAUUCUGACUUUAUUUCUCAAUAAUAUGAGUUUAUUCCUGAGAAAUGUGAGUUCAUAUCUCACAAUUCUGACUUUAUAACACACAGUUAUGAGUUUAAGUCACAAUUCAGAGAAAAAAAAGUCAGAAUUGCGAGAUAAAAAGGCGCAAUUAUCUUUUUUUUUUUUUUUUUUUUUUUUUUUUUAAUUCAGUGGCUGAAAUGGGCUUUCAUACAAUAUGGUGAUGAGAAUUUAGGGUGAAAGCAUUUUUAAACUUUAACUUAAUAGCUUCAUUUUCUUAAUGCAAAAUAACACAUGUUCUGAGGUGAACUGCAACCCGGUCAGGCUUUUGUGAGAUUCACCCAAAAUAUGUUGUUUAUUAUCUCUCUCCCUCUCGUUUUCUUCAUGCAAUGGCCUUUCCUGUCUUUUCUCUCUUUUUUUUUUUCUAAACAAAGAACUCUAACAUUCCCUUUUGAGGGAGCCUCUUGCAUAUCAUGAAUGUAAAGAUCAUCUCUUUCUAAUGUUAUGUCAUAUAUAACUUACCCUGCAAAGUGCAAUGCACAAACAUGUGAAUAAAAGUAAUGUUUGUCUGACUUGUAGGCACACAGCUGAAAAACAUGGCAAAUCUGUGUUCGUGUAGUGAAUUAGACGUGCAUGCGUUGGCAAAAUUUUUUUAUGAAGUGCAUUUUGCAUUUCAGCAGUUUUUCUGUGCUGGUUCGUCAGAAACAGUUUUGAUGAUUGGUGUUAAAACCAUUGAGCCUUUUUGCUGGCCUUUCUCUGUACCAGCUGUGGUAGUUUGUACAUUACAGUCAUUUGAAAUGUUUGCUAAUCUUUAAGCACAGUUUUAUCAGAGAAGCUGGAGUUUUUGUCGACCAAACAGUUUGUGCGUGGAUGGUAAACAUUUUGCGAUUGUGAAUGGAUAUCAGAAUAGUUACUUUUUCACCAACGUAAUUCUUGACAUCACACUUGUCACUUUUAUGCGCUUUGAAAUAUGAAUUGCGUAAGCCUUCAAGAUUAUUGUUUUUUUUUUUGUUUUGUUUACAUUCCCAUACUAAUUUUUAAAGUGUCUUCAUAGAAAUGUUUGGAUUCUACCUCAUCAUGGAGAAAUGACUUUAAACGUGGUUCUCUGGGGAGUCAUAACUCUAAUGCAACUGUUGUGAAUGUUUUUGGAACAGUUGCAAAAAACAUUUUGAACCCGACUUUAAGUAUCUUCGACAAAUAAUGGUAGCAGGUCUUCUCUCACAGUCUCAGCUUUUCUUGCUUUUUAUUCAAAUGAUCAUCAAAUGAUGGAAUGCAAAAAACAUUGUGGAUUUGUUAUUUGAAUGGUGAGAGUGACACUUGUUUUUCUUUUUAGACAUGUUGUUUAAACUUAUCCAGUCCCAGUAUGGGCAGCACUAUUUCAGGACUCUGCAAACAAAUAGUUCUCAGCUGUAAUCAGAUGUCCUUUAACUAGUUUAUUGACUUAUCUUAUAAUUUCAUAUUAGCAUAGCUCAAAAUACCCUUUUAAACUGGAUAAUGGAUAUUGCACUUGGACGUAAAGCAUUUCCUGAGUUCUCCGUUAUAUGAGUCAAUGAUUGUACUAACCUAUAAUAACACUCGUACUUAAUGUGGGAUUUUCACUCUCUAUAAAAAGAAAUCUGUAGGAAAUUAGGAUCGUAUUUGAAAACAUCCUAGCAAUGCCACUAUUUUGCAGUAGUUUUGGUUUAUUUGAUGUUAUUUUGUUUUGUAAUUCUUGUCCAAAGGUUCAUUUAUUGGUGGCAUCCACAAAUGGACUUUCCUUGUGGGAGAUGGUCUGUUACACUGUAUACUAUGAUACAAGAUAUGCUUUUUCUUUUUCAUAAUAAAAAGAUUUAUGACAUUCUGA